CUUUGUUAGAGAGCUUGGUUUCAAAUGUUGUUUACAAGAUGGCUGUAGAUUUGUAGAAAUUGGUAGAAUAUUGUUGCAAUAGUUACUUCAACUUGGAAUCUCCUUGAACGAGAAACAGAGUGUCAGGAGACAUUGUAAUUUUAAGAAAAAAGACAAGAACAAAACAGUCCAAGUUCUACAGACCUGGCAGUAAAAUCUUCAGCAAUGAGUCAGGCCUCCAGUACUUCUAGUCAAGAAAGCAUUCCUCAUCUACCUCCUGACUCUCCGGGAAGUUCUGUCUCAUUGAGACUACAGGAAGAAUAUGAUGAGCUUCUUAAGUAUGCUGUUGUUGUUCCCAAAUGUGAUCCUUCUAAAAUGCCACAAACUCUCACUACCAUAAGAGGGGCCUUGGAGAAUGCAUCUGAGGAAGGGAUAAUAACUAUAAAAGCAAGACCUCAGAAAGGCAGGGGAGUGGAAGAGGGACCAGAAGAGGAGGAGGAAGGUGAAGAGAAGACACCGAGACAGAAGGAGGAAUACAAAGAUCAUAGAGUCAGAUAUUUACCUGAUUUUGAUCAAAGCUCCAUCACAUCAAAGGAUCAUUCAUCAACCUCCAGUUUUGUUGAAAGAGGGACAGGAAAGGCCUCUGAUGACAGUUCCAGAGAUUUUGUGCACCCAUUGUUUCCAGAACCCCGAACUUUUGAAAGCCAGGAGAAGAAGCAAGGGGUUGAUGAUAUUUAUUCUGUGCAUUUGGACCCGGAUGUUGGGCGGUUGGAAACAGUGGUGGAUCAGUGGUGCUUGGAAUUCAAACGAAAUGUGCUGGCAGAAUUUAGUCAGUCAAAACUUCUUAUUGUACAGCAAACACAAAAAGAGCUCCUGAGAGAAAAACAGAGGCAUGCCACUGAGAAGAGUGAGAUGAUGCGUGAAAUGAACAGUAUGAAGGAACUGCUCCACACCUAUGAACAGUCCAUGGAACGCAAAGACCAGAUUGUAUCCAACCUUACUGCUGCUGUACAGCGUCAUCGAGACAAGCUGGAACUCAUGAGGAAAUUUUCUGACUGGCGUCUGAAGCAAAAUGAUGCAAAACGUGAGGCCUUUGCAAGUGUCCUGGCACGUAAGCAUUUUGAAAAGAAGCUCUGUCAGCGGGUGAUAUCAGCCUGGUUCUCUACUAUUUAUAAUAAGUGGAAGCAGCGUGUGGAGAAGGCAUGCCAGACAAAAGCACAGGAAGUCUGCAUGCAGCUUACCAAUGACUAUGAGGCUAAGAUCACUUCACUGAAUGAAGCUCUGGAUGUAACCAAGCAGGAAGUGAAGCAACUCCAUGUUGAACGAGAAAGAUAUGAAGAGGCCAUGAAGAAGGCAUUUAUGCGUGGUGUCUGUGCACUGAAUAUGGAAGCCAUGAACAUUUUUCAUGAAGAGGAUGCAAGGGAUCCUACACCUCGACACCCUGAAAGAAAUGGAAAUGAAGCAUCCAGCAAUAUAAAUAGUAUUGGGCAUGAGAAAGGAACCAGCAGCUCAAAGGUACUGUUUCAGGAACCUGUGGGUUCUUCCCAGCCAUCUGAGCACUCCACAGCUAAAGUUCUUUCAGCACAGGGGUCACGGUCAGGUACAAUGCCAACACAAACACGGCAGUCAUCAGCCAAGCCAGUAACAGCCUCUGUGCCAUCCACCAGCAAGGGCCGAGCAGUGACCACGCGAAUGACAGGGAAGUCUGGUGAAAGCUCCAGGCACUGGGGUCGCUCGCUGUCACCCACACUUGAUCCACCUAUGGCAUCUGUUGUGGUUGAGAGACACCAGCCAGUGACCAAGCAAACCAUUGGCCAUGCAACAGCCAGCAAAUACCCCAGAGUAGCAAGUGACAAUACAGCCUUCAAGCGGCUGGCAGGUCAGGCUGAUCCACUCAAAAUCAUUCCUCAUGUACAAACAGUUCAUGUGGUGGAGUGAUGCGGUGACACUUCAGACUUCACAAGUGGGUCACAGAAGCCACAGAAACUGUGGCUAAUAAUACUGAAUAUUUGCUGCCCACAAGAGAGUUGAAAGUUGUCCUGAUGAUGAGUUACAGAUUCUCAGAGGAUAAUUUCUGUUCUUUCAACAUUUAUUUUAAUUGUGAUGAAUAAAUAUUAUUUUAAACUUU
This is a messenger RNA of Pomacea canaliculata, 2107 nucleotides long. RefSeq names its product centrosomal protein POC5-like. Gene Ontology annotation, cellular component: centrosome. The coding region runs from base 205 to 1917 and encodes 570 amino acids. NCBI's taxonomy places the organism in Eukaryota, Metazoa, Mollusca, Gastropoda, Architaenioglossa, Ampullariidae. The transcript is spliced from 12 exons. The record is from RefSeq and is a predicted model, not a curated record.